AGCCACGGGGAGAUGAAGAAGGAAAAAACGUAUCAAUGUUUUGGGAGUUUCUCGGUGGGAGGGAUUUUUGCUGCAGGAAACUUUAAGGUGGCGUGCAGAGCUCAAAGGCUGAAGUCUCCGAGAAGCACACGAACAAGAGAGUGAAGAGCAUCUCCGCUCUCAGACACCUGAUGAGCAUCUUCCAAACUCUCCGAGCCCCGAGCAACGGAUCUGCCCAACACGUUACUGGUUUUCUCGGUCUUAAUCGAAGAACAAUAACAACAGAAGCUCUGUUAAUAUUGGAGAACCUCAUCAGGGACCGGUAGCCUAUCACUUCGACUGUCAGAGAUGGCACUGUCUUUCCGACGCAGGUGUUUGCUUUUGCUGUGUUUGACAGCUGUCCAGGGAGGUCAUGCUGCCGUUCAGACCUGCAUGGACAAACAUCAGGUGGUCGGGGUACUUCGUCAAAUGGAGAAGUUCCUGAAAGGCCAGGAGAUGAGGUUUACCGAGGGCCUCAGGAUCAUGAAGUCGAAGCUGGCGACGCUUCAGAACUCUGUGUCCAAGUUACCUCAAGCAGACCAGUCGGCUGCUCCCACCGCUUGCCCUCCUCUGGAAGCCCCUGCUCAUGGAACCAAGUUUGGCUCAAAGUACUUUGUCGGACACGAAGUUCAUUUCACUUGCUCCCAGGGAUACCAACUCGCGGGGUCCGCCACACGUGUGUGCCGGGACAACGGCACCUGGACUGGUGUCGGUGUCGUCUGUAAAGAUAUAAGUGAGUGUGCGAGUAAUCCCUGCCAGAACGGAGGAACCUGUGUGGAAGGUGUUAACCAGUACAAAUGCACCUGCCCCCAGAACUGGAGUGGUUCUCACUGCCAGCACCAAACACAGACAGCCCCACCUGAGUGGAGUGUUAUGAAUGAUCCUGCGUUCAGCCGGAGACCCCGCUGUGCCCAGGUGAACCGAGCCCAACACUGCAGCUGCGAUGCCGGCUUCCACAUGAGCGGCACGUCCGACAACAGCAUCUGUCAGGAUGUGAAUGAGUGUGAAGUGUACCGUCUGGACCAAGGAGGGAAGCUGUGUGUCCACGAGUGUGUCAACGUCCCCGGCUCGUACCACUGCUCCUGUCCCAGUGGCUACAAGUUGCUCCCGGAUGGGCGGAGCUGUGAGGAUGUGGACGAGUGUUUAAGCCAGCAGCACAACUGCAGCCGAGGCAUGACUUGUAUCAACACAGGCGGAGGCUUUCAGUGUGUCAACCCGGAGUGUCCCCGCUCUCACGGCAACAUCAGCUACGUGAUGACGUCUCCUUUCCAGUGUGAGAGAAACCCCUGCCCGAUGGACAGCCGCUCCUGCCACGUCGCUCCAAAGACCGUGUCCUUCCACUACCUGUCUCUGACCUCCAACCUGCAGACUCCUGCAACCCUUUUCCGCAUGGCGACCGCCUCCGCCCCAGGGCGCACCGGACCCGACAGCCUGCGUUUCGGCAUAGUGGGCGGAAACUCUCGAGGCAUGUUCGUCAUGCAGCGCUCAGACAGACAAACCGGUGAACUCAUACUGGUGCAGCAGCUACGGGGGCCGCAGGAGAUCAGCGUUGACGUGGACAUGUCUGAGUACAGUGACCGCACCUUUCAGGCCAAGCACGUGGCCAGGGUCCAUGUCAUGGUUUCGCCUUAUAACUUCUAAGACUGAGCUCAGAAAGGAGGGGAAACUGGAAGCAAACAGCUGAAGAAGAACGUGCGAGAAUGAGUUAUUCAGCGCCAUUUACCAUGUUGACACGACGGCCAUCUUCCUUCUGUGACACAUUAAACAAAAACAACCGCUAACCGUUGAAACUGCUACAUGAAAACAAAGAAUUUAAAAAACUUUUUACAACCAAAUUAAGGAAACCCAGAGUGCAAUCAAGCUUUAUUUCAAAUAUAUUUAAAGAUCCAUCAGCUAAGGUUAGCAUCAAACUUUUCUCUUCACCCUCUAAUAAAGUUAAUAAAGUGUUGCUGGAGCUUUUUGACCAGUUUGACACCACAGGAGAGUUGGAAAUGUAUAGUGGUUUCCAGUAAUGCUAGCCAGCUAAUAUGGACCAUCCUCUGGCUCUUUUUACCGUUGCUAUUUAAAUGCUAACAAGCUGUUGAUGUAGCUUAGCAUUUGUCGGAUUGCGUGAUCAAAUGUUUUGUUUUAACUCUAAAUAUUCCUCCAGACUUUCUCUUUUUAUUGUCUUUUCAGUCAUCGAUCAGAAGAUGAUGACAUUUAGGAGAUUGUUUGUAUUAAAGAAAAAAUAUGUAGAUUCCACCACCAGGGGGCUCUCAAUCAAAACUACAUUUACAAAAAAUGACGGCGAUGCUAGCGGAGAAUCAUGGGAGUUCUCUCAGCUACUCUCUCCCCCCACCGCCACAACGGGUUAAAAAACGACAUCCGCGUUGACGUAGUGAAGAUGAACGGGUGAAUCCGACCUGAGGAAGAGAACAUGUUCACCGACGAGCUAAUGUAGCCUAGUAUAAUUUACAUGACGUUUUUAUCACAGCAGCACAAACAGCAACAGCACGGCAGCUUUCAGUAGCAGCUCACGCUUCCUUAUGUAGCAGUAUUUGACGUAACAUCUGGUGUUUCCACGGCAACGAUAAACAGUCCGUCUGUCAUGGCGGCUGCCGCGACAAGACCCGUACCGUUACAACUAUAUAAUGAAGGAUUUCUCUGGCUUUGAUAACUGUUGGAAAUAUUUGAGGUAAUGUAAGAACUCAACAAAAAAAUAUAUACAACAUUGGUUUAGUACAUUUUAAACAUAAAAUUCAACAUAUUGUAUAUUUAAUAUGCGUCAGGCGAGCCGUGCAUAGCAGUAAAAACACUAUGAUGGCGUUUGUGCUUCCCAGUCUGAGCGAUUGCUGUGUGAAUAUGGUAAAUGGGGCCUGAGAUAACUGAUACUGCGUCUUCUUUUCAGGAUUUCAUUAACUGAGAAGUGAAGCUGCGGGCGAGAAUUUGUUCAGAUGCAAAGUUACCCAAGAGAGAGAGCGAGCGAGUGUGUGAAGCGCCAGAUUUAAACAGCUGUAUUAUAAAUAACAACGGCAGGACUGCAACUGUAUGAAAGAAGUGGACGAUGUUGUUUUACUUUAAAUGAAAACUAUAAUUGUUUUGACAAAGAAUUUAAACUCACUGUACGAUUGAGACCAUAAAUUAUUAUUUUUUAUUAAUGAGGUCAGGAAGGCUUAAGUCCAACAGCAUAUUUUAGCAUUCAACUUACUGCGAGCUAACGUCGUAUAAGCUAGUUAAAGACAGGGUUGGUCAAGCUUUGAAAAGUAACACCUCCUCAGGGCUUAACACACCCCCUACCCUCGGGACUCCUUAGAAAGCCACGCCCCCCACACAUAUGCACGAGCGCCACCGUAUCACAACUACUAGCAGAGAGAGGACCUCAUCACAUUGGUGGUUCUAUGUCGCUUUAUCAGAGAGGAUCAAAGAUGGCCAAUGUCACGGUUUUAUAACCAGAUAACCUGCGCCAAAUAUCGCAGUGUCAGAAAUUUACAAUCAUCUCACAAUGUGAAUGCUUCUUACGAUCUGUUAACUAACCAACCAGCCGGCUUUCUGCUGACCGCCGUGGCAACCUCAGCUCGAUCAGGUUGACUCACACUGAUGACGCUGCGUGUUGACUUGCAUGCAGCCUACGAAACACGAGAUACUUCAUUGCAGAGUGCAUGCAUGUCGUACCCAACAUUAUAAGAUCCGCGUCGCACAGUGUGGCUGCAGUUACCUUAUGAGAUUGCAUAAAU
Messenger RNA from Labrus mixtus (cuckoo wrasse), 3731 nucleotides. Its product is annotated as fibulin-7. Lineage: Eukaryota; Metazoa; Chordata; Actinopteri; Labriformes; Labridae. Bases 328 to 1659 code for a protein of 443 amino acids. Gene Ontology annotation, molecular function: calcium ion binding. The record is from RefSeq and is a predicted model, not a curated record. The transcript is spliced from 8 exons.